Molecule: messenger RNA, 519 nt
Organism: Ctenocephalides felis (cat flea)
Lineage: Eukaryota; Metazoa; Arthropoda; Insecta; Siphonaptera; Pulicidae
Exons: 1
Coding region: 1-519 (172 amino acids)
Source: RefSeq, a predicted model, not a curated record
AUGAAUCGGAUUAUAUUCCACGUGAAUCAUCUGAUUCUGAGGGUAGCGAUAAAGCUGAUCACUAUUGAUGAAAAUGAAAGUGCCAUCAGUGUAUGCAGGAGGGUGCUAAGUGGCUCAGAAACUGAUGAAAGAAUUCAAGAAACGGAAACAGCUGUCGAUGGUACUGUAUGGACAAAAAUUGCCGAAGGUGAUACUCUAGGAAGGUCAUCAUCUAAUUGUGUGUUCAAGGAUGUGAACGGGCCAACAAGCUAUGCAAAAAAGAAUAUUAUUACAGAUGAUUUAGUCAGUGCAUUUUCGUUGAUAAUAGAUAAUUAUAUUAUCAAACACAUAAAACAGUGCACAGAAGAUGAGGGCAGUCGAAUUUUGGGGUACGAUUGGAAAACAUCGUUACCGGAAAUACGUGCAUUUAUUGGAAUUUUAUAUGCUCGUGGGGCCUAUGAGGCAAAAAAUUUGAAAUUGACUUAUUUAUGGUCCGCAAAGAAGACAUUACAGAUCAAAGGUAAAGAAAAUAUACCGUGA